Molecule: messenger RNA, 1755 nt
Organism: Polyodon spathula (Mississippi paddlefish)
Lineage: Eukaryota; Metazoa; Chordata; Actinopteri; Acipenseriformes; Polyodontidae
Gene: fance
Product: FA complementation group E
Exons: 11
Coding region: 118-1743 (541 amino acids)
Biological process (GO): interstrand cross-link repair
Cellular component (GO): Fanconi anaemia nuclear complex
Source: RefSeq, a predicted model, not a curated record
CGAACUCUACGGUGGAGGCGGAGCGCUCUCUGGCUGCUUCCUGCGAGCGGGUCUGUGUGUGUUUGUGCAACCGGACAAGGAGCGGGAGCAGACGGCAUUUAAAAAGUAAAACGUGUGAUGGAGGGCCCUGGCUGUCUGCUCGAGCGGUUUGAGAAGAGCCAUCGCCUGCUUAUCCAGGCCCUGAUGUCAGGCAGCUCCGGUGCCAGCCUGGCGCUAAGGGUGUUCCAACGCUCGAGCACCCCAGACAGGGGGGGCUUUCACUGGGGGGGUCUGGUGAGCACCCUGACCAGGGAGGAGCCGUGUCUGGAGGGAGAGGCACACAGCCUGGCAGUGAAGCCUCUGGUCUGCCUGUUUCCUGUUGCAUUCAAAAGGAACCUCCUAGCUUUCCUUCACAGGACCUACACCACCGUGCCCAGAGACUGCCUGCUGGAUUUGGUCCGCUCAUUUGAACAGGACCCCAAAUCUGACUCUUGGGUUCAGGCACUGCUCGGGGUCCUAAAUCGGGACCUGGAAUCCUGCAACACUGCUGCUCCGAUCCAGCUGACCAGCGAGUGCCAACAGAGAGUGAAGCUGCUGUCGGAGAAAAUGAGAGCAGGCAGUGAGCUGGGCACCGGCAGGGGUCCACCAGGCAGGUGGAUGGGGUAUUUCAGUGCACACUCGGAGAACUACAGAAAGAGAAAGAGUGAGACCGUCGGGCUGACCCAGGGCAGGGCCUCGGACUCCGAGGACGGGGGGAGCCAGAGCAAGAAGCAGAAAGUGACCCACGCUGGCGACACCGCAGCUGCUUGUGGGUUGGAGGAGAAAGCUGCUGAGGAAAUCCUUGAUGGGCCUGUCUUGGACGAAGGUGGCGCAGGGGACUGUGGGCUGCUCGGAGGACUGAUGGCUUCAGGAGAGAACGAGAAGUUUCAGCCGAGCCAGGCGUCUGUCUCUGUGGUGUCUGAGGGACAGGGCACCUCCAAGACCGGCGCUGUUGGAGAGCUUCCUGACAGAAUUCGGUCUUGCGUUCCGAAGCUCAGGGAGCUACUGGAAUCGGAUAUGGAGAAAUCAGAGCCAGGCUCCAGUGAAGACCUGCAGUUGCUGAAUGAGUGCGAUCCAGCUCAGGUGGAGCUGUUGUGCAGGGUGCUGCGUCUCUCCGAGGUGCCCGAGCAGGUCUUGCCCCAGUUCUGCACCGUGCUGCUGGCACUGUCCCCCGAUCUGAGCUGCAGCACUGCAGCCGAGCUCGCCCGGAGUCUCUUCCUCAACAAGGUCCUCUCCCUGACGGAGCCUGCCUCCCGAUUCCUCACGACUGCAGUGACUUCGUUUUGCAGCCGCUACCCCCGGCCCUCCUGCUGCGCUCUCAUUGGACCCGUCCUGCAGGCCCGGUUCGCAGGGAGUGUUCAGAUGGAGCUGGUCUGCAGACUGAUUGAGGACUGUCUGGACCCUGAGCAUUACGUGCUGGUGUUUGAACAGGUGCUGAGCGUGCCGUGGAGCGAGGAGGUCCUGUCUGUCAUUCACUCCCUGCUGGACAGGAAGGUGGCGCUGUCCCAGGACCAGUUUGAGCAGUUUAUUGACAGGCUGAGCCAGGAGGCAGCCCACUUCAGCAAGUCCAUGAAGUUUGCAAAGAUGGUCCUUGCACUCCUGACCAAACACCAGAGCAGUGUAACCGGGACACACAAAAACACUUUGGCGUGCUCCCUCGCCUUAAACGAGACCUUCCUGAAGAAGUGUCUGCAAGCAGCCCUGAGGCGCAUCGCUGCUGUGUGAUGCCGUGGAGGA